Molecule: messenger RNA, 477 nt
Organism: Salpingoeca rosetta
Lineage: Eukaryota; Choanoflagellata; Craspedida; Salpingoecidae
Product: C-type lectin
Exons: 2
Coding region: 1-477 (158 amino acids)
Molecular function (GO): signaling receptor activity
Source: RefSeq, a predicted model, not a curated record
AUGACCGCCCGCCACACAGCCAGUAUACGAGCGCCGCUGCUGCUGCUCCUGCUGUUGCUCGUUCUCCCAUACCUCGUGCGCAGCGCCGCAGAUCCGGCACGUGCACAGGCAAUCCUCAGCAGAAGACCUCGAAACACUUACGACUGUGCCACUCUGGAGCAAAUGGGGUGGGAGCGCUUUGGUGACAGCGUGUACGCGUUCUUCAAGGAUCACAACCGCCCGUUUUAUCGCAGCCUCAACAACUGCGUGCAAGGCUUUGGCGCCUCCCUGCCCAGCGUACAUUCCAGGGAAGAGAUGCAAUUCAUCACCAACCUGACCGUGGGCAGCACAAACCCCAUCUGGCUUGGCGCGCAGCGAAUCAACAACACCUGGACUUGGAUCGAUGGAACGCCUUGGGACUACGAGAACUGGAUCCCAACUGAGCCCAACAACGAAAACGGGAACGAGAACUGCCUUCGAGCUGGUCACAUUUCGUAA